AUGAUUGCUCCCAAGACCUACCAGUUUCUUGUCGGCGUCUUCGCCUCGCUCGGAUCAUUCAACUAUGGAUAUGAUCUUGGCGUUAUCGGAGGCAGUGUUGCUUCAAGUUCCUUCGUAUCGUUAUUUAACCCGAACGCAAAUGAAGUGGGUGCCGUCGUGUCCCUCUUUACUGGAGGUGGUUUCUUUGGAGCCUUCGCGGCUGGUCCCAUGGGUGACUGGCUGGGCAGAAGACUGGCUAUUAUGAUCGGUGCCAUUAUCUUCUGUAUUGGUGGUGCCUUACAAGCAGCCGGUCAAAACCUGUCCUUCUUCUAUGCUGGUCGAGCUGUUGGGGGUCUUGGUGUUGGCAUUCUGGUCAUGAUCGUGCCUAUGUACCAGGCCGAGAUCGCGCACCCAUCUAUCCGAGGCCGAGUCACUGGUCUGCAGCAGUUGAUGCUCGGUAUUGGAGCCGUCUUCGCAACAUGGACCGUGUAUGGCACCAACUUGCACUUCCACUCAAGCGAACAGUGGCGUAUACCUCUUGGCCUUCAAAUUAUCCCUGCCGGCAUCCUUGCUCUUAUGAUCUUACUCUUCCCAGAAUCACCCCGAUGGCUGAUUGACCACGGCAGGGAGGAGGAGGGACUUAAGACUUUAGCCAGGCUUCAUGCCAACGGGAAUGAAAAUGACCCUUGGGUUCAGGCCGAGUAUCUCCAAAUCCAGACUACUAUUGCUCACGAGCACGAACUCGAAGCGAAGGGCUAUCGGGACUUAUUCACCGAUCGUGCAAGCUUCCGCCGACUUUUCCUCGUCACCGCGCUGCAGGCUUCCGUCCAGAUGACCGGUGUAUCAGCCAUCCAAUACUUCACCCCGGAUAUCUAUAAAGCCAUGAACAUUGACACCACAGAUUCAUUGAAAUAUCAGGCUAUCAGCAACGUACUAUCUGUUCUUGCUCAGCUCUGCACCGUGCUUUUCAUUGAUAAGCUUGGUCGUCGCUGGCCUUUAAUUAUCGGCAACGGUAUCAACUGUAUUUGCUUCGUUAUUGUUACCGCAGCUCAAGCUAGUUUCCCUCACGCUUCGUCAUCGAUGCAGAACUCACUUGGCUGGCUUUUCAUCGUCACCAACUGGUGCUAUCAAGUCAGCUUCUCCUUCACCUGCGGCUCCCUCUCGUGGAUCAUUCCGGCCGAGGUAUUUGACACAAAGACCCGUUCUAAGGGCAUCUCCAUCGGCGUCAUGACCUCAUUCGCUUUCAACACCAUGAUUGGACAGAUUACGGCCCCGGCUAUCAAGAAUAUCGGCUGGAGGUACUUCCUAGUGUUUGUGGUUUGUAAUUUCACCAACGCCAUCUUCUUCUGGGCUUUCAUGCCAGAGACGAAGCUACUGCCGCUUGAAGAGAUGAAUAUCUUGUUUUCGAGUACGUCUUGGUUUGUGCCCGGGACCUCACAGAAGCGUGCGAGUGACCUAGAUGCCAGGGUUGAAGAGGCCAAGUUGCAGAAGGAGGGCUUAGAAGUAGGGCAGGUUGAGACUGUACGAGAUUAA
Molecule: messenger RNA, 1512 nt
Organism: Fusarium sp. VM40
Lineage: Eukaryota; Fungi; Ascomycota; Sordariomycetes; Hypocreales; Nectriaceae
Source: the annotation of a GenBank genome assembly